CUGCCUGUCUCUCUCCCUCUCUCCUCUGUAUCUCUCACGCGUUCAACGGCAAAAUAUAAAAAAACGGCAAUUGGCAUAUUCUUCCUCUCAGUCCCUCCCUACAAUUCUGCUCUCAAGCUUUUUUGUUCUUCCUUUUGGCCCACACCCACGCACACAUAAGAUCCUGCUCCCAGAAAAUCUCUUCACUCUGCCCAUUCCACCAAACCAAUCCGUAACGUUACAUCCCCAGCUUUUCACUUUUUGUGUUUUCCCUUAUACAAAUUCAACAAACCCACUACUUUCUUUCUUCGAUCGUUCUUUCCAAGCUUUCCUCUCUCUGUGAUCGUUCCCCACGUCCAAAUUUGAAAAGGGUUGUUUCAGAAUCAUCAAAUCUCUUCUCCGCGAAUAAUUCUCUCUGCGCUGCAGAAAAGAAGGAUCCACAUCGUUGCAGUUUACUUGCCGUUUUUUUGGGUGCUACCCAGGUUGACUUUCUUCUUUUCUGUGGGGGAAAGAUCAAAUUUUUGGGGCAGGGUGAGAAGAGAAAAUGGUGGUGAAGAUGAUGAGGUGGCCGCCGUGGCCGCCUGUUUCGUCGAGGAAGCUUGAGGCGAGAAUCGUGGUGCAGAGGCUGGAAGGGCUGAAGCAUGAUGAUGAUGAUGAUCAAUUGGAGAAGAAAACGAAGAGGUUGGUGGUUGAGGUGAAGUGGAAAGGGGAAAAGGGGAUUGCUUUGAGGCCAUUGAGAAGGAACAGGGCUGUGAAGAGGAAUUUGACUCAGGAAUGUGUGGGGUUUUGCGCUGAUGAUGGUGGUGUUGGUUGUUUCCAAUGGAAUGAGGAAUUCACCAAUGUUUGCAGCUUUUCAGGUCAAAAGGACGGCAUGUUUCUCCCCUGGGAGGUUGCGCUUACUGUUUUCAAUGUUACCAGUGAAGAAGGAUCAGAGAACAAAUUCCAGGUCACUGGGACUGCUGUGAUAAACCUUGCAGAAUUUGUUUCAACAGCCACUGAUAAAGAGCUUCAAAUUCAUUUGCCUCUAACACCUCCUACUGCCAGUCCUCCUCAAGGGACUAGCAGUCUUUUGCUUCAUAUAUCUCUUGGGUUGACAGAGUUAACAACCGUAGGGCCUCCAUUGCAACAAGUUCAAAGCUCAAUGGUGCCUCUUGAAAGGACAAUCUCUUGUCUGCCAUCCUUGGGACACACCAAUGAGCUUACUGGUCUGAGAGCCCGCCUCAGAAAUGUCAGGCUCUUGCAAGGUGGCAGUAAGAAGAGGCGUUCGUUAGGGGAAGAGACAGCCAAUACUGAUGCAGCAGCAGUGAAUAACGUGUACUCCGAUGGAGGAGAGUCAUUCCGGAAUGAUGAAGCAGCUGCUGAUGGUAGAGAUUUGGAGACAAGGGCUGACAACGGUUCUCAGCCAUCGCUGAAUUAUGCAGUAGCAUUGGCCUACACAAAUUUCGCUCAAGGGUCAGCACUGACAAACAUGAUGAGUGAUGGAGAAGGUGAGGAAUGGUCGGAUUGGAUAUACUUCAACAACAGAAAGCUAGAUUCCGGAGGUGGAUCCUUCCAGUCCGAGCAAUCAUCAGCUGAAUCAAUCUUCCAAGAACAGCCUUUGAAGGAGAGGCUGAAGUCUAGACUCUUCUUGCCUUGGAGGAAAAGGAAACUUGGCUUUGGAUCUUCCAAGGUCAAAGUUAAAGGAGAACCUCUUCUAAAGAAGCAUUAUGGGGAAGAAGGUGGCGAUGACAUUGAUUUUGAUCGCAGACAGUUGAGCUCCUCAUCCUCUGAUGGAUCUAGUUUUGGGGGGAGUAAAUCAGAAGAAUGUUCCACCACAAGCAGAUCAUCAUUCUCUGACUUUGGAGAUAAUGGCUGCUUCUCUGUAGGCAGCUGGGAAACAAAAGAAGUGGCGAGUCGAGAUGGGAAAAUGAAGCUCCAGGCACAGGUCUUCUUUGCAUCAAUUGAUCAAAGACAUGAACGGGCUGCAGGAGAGAGUGCUUGCACAGCUCUGGUUGCCAUCAUUGCCAAUUGGUUGCAGUCCAACCAAUAUGAAGAAGUCCCAAUCAAGUCGGAGUUUGAUGACCUGAUCAGGAGUGGAUCACUGCAAUGGAGAAACCUAUGUGAGAAUGAAGAGUACAGACAACGGUUUCCUGACAAGCACUUUGAUCUAGAGACCGUACUUCGGGCGAACAUAUGUCCGCUUUCUGUAGUGCCUGAGAAGUCCUUCAUAGGGUUUUUCCAUCCAGAAGAGCUGGAAGGAGCAGCAGAGAAUUUCAACUUCCUUCAUGGCGCCAUGUCCUUUGACAGCAUCUGGGAGGAAAUCAGCCGUAACAGCAGCUUACCUGCUUCUGGUGAGCCUUUUGUCUACAUCGUGAGCUGGAAUGACCAUUUCUUCAUCCUAAAGGUGGAUCUGGAUGCAUACUACAUCAUAGACACUCUAGGGGAGCGGCUUUUUGAAGGAUGCAAUCAGGCAUAUGUCUUGAAGUUUGAUAAGGACACGACAAUUGAGCUUCUUCCAAAACCAACUAAAGCUUCUUUAGAUGAAAAAUCCACCACCAAGGACAAGGCACUAUCAACAAAUAGCAGCAACUCGCAUGGAGAGAAAAGUGCAGCAGCUCGAGGGACCAUUGCCUCUAACUUAAGUGACACAGAAAAGGCUGAGACGGACGAGAAAAUUGUGUGGCGAGGAAAGGAGGCUUGCAAGGAGUAUAUUAAGAGCUUCCUUGCAGCCAUUCCGAUUAGGGAGUUGCAGGCAGAUAUCAAGAAAGGGUUGAUGGCGUCUACCCCUCUCCAUCACCGCCUGCAGGUGGAGUUCCACUACACUCAACUGACAACUACACAGGCUGCUGCGGUUGGAUUAAUGUCAACUGUUGGCCCAAAGGAUGUCGAGCUUCCAGCAUCAUUAGCUCUCGCUGUCACUGUUGCUUAGAACAUGGUCGGUACUCUGUGGAGCUCAAAGAGCUCUGCUAGUUUUAAUCGCCUUUGUACUCUGGUUUCUUUUUUUGAUGUGGUUGAGAUGAAUAAAUCAGAAAUGGUAUAGCAAUUUCGGAUGAAUGGAUACUUUGUAAAUAACUUCAACUACAAGCAACAAGUGCUGCUCAAUAAUAUCACAAGACUUGUUACUAAUACUAAUACCAACCUACUGAUGAAAAGUGCAAAGAAAAAUGAGGAUCUUUCAUUUCAGU
Messenger RNA from Linum tenue, 3143 nucleotides. NCBI's taxonomy places the organism in Eukaryota, Viridiplantae, Streptophyta, Magnoliopsida, Malpighiales, Linaceae. The record is from the annotation of a GenBank genome assembly.